AUCUUCCAUUUAAAAAUACACCUGCCACAAUUGGAAAAAAUGAUACAUUUUUUUAACGAUUACUUCGUUUUAUAAGUAAACAAUGUUAUUCUGUCCAACGUGUGCUAAUAUUUUGAUGGUUGAAGAAGGUUCAGAGUCUGGACUGCGCUACGCUUGUAAUACUUGUCCUUACGUUUAUAAUAUAAAGAAAAAGGUUUCAUCGCGCACAUUUCCAAAAUUAAAGGAACUUGAUUAUAUUAUGGGCGGUGCUGCUGCCUGGGAAAAUGUAGAUUCAACUGAUGCAGUUUGCCCUAAGUGUGGUCAUGGAAGAGCUUUCUUUAUGCAACUUCAAACUCGCUCUGCAGAUGAACCUAUGACAACCUUCUACAGGUGCUGCAAUCAUAAGUGUGCACACAAUUGGCGUGAUUAAUUGUUGAGUGUAGUGCUUAAAAACUUUCAGUAUGAACAUUUUAAAAAAAAUU
This is a messenger RNA of Nymphalis io (European peacock), 461 nucleotides long. It is a transcript of the gene Polr3K, whose product is annotated as DNA-directed RNA polymerase III subunit RPC10. The record is from RefSeq and is a predicted model, not a curated record. Lineage: Eukaryota; Metazoa; Arthropoda; Insecta; Lepidoptera; Nymphalidae. Bases 83 to 409 code for a protein of 108 amino acids. Gene Ontology annotation, molecular function: zinc ion binding; nucleic acid binding; DNA-directed RNA polymerase activity. Gene Ontology annotation, biological process: DNA-templated transcription; termination of RNA polymerase III transcription. Gene Ontology annotation, cellular component: RNA polymerase III complex. The transcript has 2 exons.